Echinops telfairi (small Madagascar hedgehog) is the source of this 931-nucleotide messenger RNA. RefSeq names its product dolichyl-phosphate mannosyltransferase subunit 2, regulatory (gene DPM2). Gene Ontology annotation, cellular component: endoplasmic reticulum membrane; dolichol-phosphate-mannose synthase complex. Gene Ontology annotation, biological process: GPI anchor biosynthetic process. The record is from RefSeq and is a predicted model, not a curated record. Bases 56 to 310 code for a protein of 84 amino acids. Lineage: Eukaryota; Metazoa; Chordata; Mammalia; Afrosoricida; Tenrecidae. Gene Ontology annotation, molecular function: enzyme regulator activity. The transcript has 4 exons.
GAUGCCGUACCAGAGCCGGAAGUAGCUUGCGGCUCCGGCGUCGGAAGUCGGGGUAAUGGCCACGGGAACAGACCAGGUGGUGGGACUCGGCCUCGUGGCGGUUAGCCUCCUCGUCUUCACGUACUACACCGUGUGGGUGAUCCUCCUGCCGUUCAUCGACAGCCAGCAUGCCAUCCACAAGUACUUCCUGCCCCGAGCCUAUGCUGUUGGCAUCCCACUGGCCGCAGGCCUCUUGCUGCUCCUGUUUGUAGGAGUGUUCAUCACCUACGUGAUGCUGAAGAACCAGAAGGUGACCAGAAAGGUUCAGUAAAGGUCCAGCGGGGGAUGAGCUGCCCGUCCCUUCUCUGCUUCCCUCCAGGCCAGAGACCUUGGGAGGGAGUCGGCAGGACCAUUCCAGACACCGAGGGCCCUCCGGCCUGGCUGUCCUACAGUCAUGCCCAUGGGCAGAAGCUGUUCAGGACUGGCUCCUGAUUGGACAGAGCCCUGCUCAGCCCCAGCUCUCCCUUCUGGAAGCCAGGAGGGAGGGGUGUGUGGACGUCUCCUCCUCCCGGCUUCGGGCCCAGGACCUGAAAGAUGUUGGUUCUCCCCACCUUACCUUCAGACUCCUGUCACCUUUUCUUUGGGGUUCUGCCCUCACUCUGCAGUGUCCUGCCCACCACCUGCAGAUGCUGGAUCAGUGUCCGAGGGAGCAGGUAGUCUCUCCCCACCGUGGCCUGCUCCCUCGCAAAGGCAGCUUUCUCCGACAGCCCCCAGCGGUCAGACUGUACAAGGACUUCAGGACCUGGAAAGCCAUGAAGAAAGACAGCCAGACAGAGCCUGGGGUAAUCGCCAGGCAUCAGGGCACAUUAGAGUGGCCACACUGGGCCCCCAGACUGCCCACUCAUGGAGGCCCAGCCCAGGGGAGUUUCACAAUAAAAGUUGAUCAGGUGUU